AAUAUUCAUGCCGUAGCGCCCGCGGGGGCGGGGCCUGGGCCUCGCCCGCCCGCCCGCCCGGGUCCGACCGGGUGCUGAUGGCGGGAGGCAGCGCCGGGGCGGGUGGAGCCGGGGCCGGCGGCCGGCCUGGUCCCCGGCUGGACGGGCUGUUCCUGCGGCGCUUCCUGCGGCUGCAGGCCGUGCUCUUCCCCGGCUGGCCCUCCCCCAGCGCCCUGAUGUUCCUGACGCUGCUCUGCGUCGCCUUGCUGGAGCAGCUGCUUAUUUACCAGGUCGGCGUCAUCCCCAGCCGGUACUAUGAGGUCCUGGGGAACAAGGACUUCUCCGGGUUCAAAACGCUGACUGCCGUUGCCCUGACUCUGAUCGUAGCGAACUCCACGCUAAAGAGCUUCGACCAGUUUAUCUGCAACAUGAUGUACGUGAGCUGGAGGAAAUCCCUCACCGAAUACCUCCACAGCUGCUACUUCCAAGGCCAGGUCUACUACAGCCUGCAUGUGCUGCGCGAGGACAUCGAUAACCCGGACCAGCGCAUCAGCCAGGAUGUGGAGAGGUUCUGCAGGCAGCUCAGCUCCAUGGCCAGCAAACUCAUCAUCUCGCCCUUCACACUGGCCUACUACACGUACCAGUGCUUCCACAGCACAGGCUGGCUAGGCCCGGUGAGCAUCUUUGGGUAUUUCAUCAUUGGGACAAUUGUCAACAAGGUAUUGAUGAGCCCAAUUGUGUCUAAACUUGUGCAGCAGGAAAAACUGGAGGGGGAUUUCAGGUUCAAGCACAUGCAGAUUCGUGUCAAUGCGGAACCAGCUGCUUUCUACAGGGCCGGGCGAGUGGAGCACAUGCGCACGGACCGGAGGCUGCAGAGCCUGCUGCAGACCCAGAGGGAGCUGAUAGGGAAGGAGCUGUGGCUAUACAUUGGGAUCAACACCUUUGACUACCUGGGCAGCAUCCUGAGCUAUGUGAUCAUUGCCAUUCCCAUCUUUUCUGGGGUCUAUGGUGACCUGAGUCCAACAGAGCUCAGCGCCCUUGUCAGCAAGAAUGCCUUUGUUUCCAUCUACCUUAUCAGCUGCUUCAGCCAGCUUAUAGAUCUCUCCAGCACUGUGACCGAUGUAGCUGGCUACACGCACAGGAUUGGUGAACUACAGGAGACCUUGUUGAGCCUUGGCAGAAAAAAAAAUAACAGCUACUCAGAAGCCAAAGCCAGCUGGGAUUUGGAUUGCAGCCAUUCUGGGGAGGACCCAGUGCCAAGGGACACAGCUUUCCUUCUGGAGCGGAUGACGCUCUCGGUGCCAUCCUCUGGCAAGCUGCUCAUCAAGGACUUGAGCCUCAGGAUCUCACAAGGAAACAGUGUGAUGAUUGUGGGGAACACUGGCACAGGGAAGACAUCUCUCUUGAGGGUCCUUGGGGGACUCUGGGAGAGCACGCAGGGGAGCAUCAAGAUGCUGACCUGCUUUGGCCCUCGGGGAGUGGUGUUCCUGCCGCAGCGGCCCUUCUUCACCGACGGAAGCCUGCGUGAGCAGGUGAUCUAUCCCCUGAAGGAGAUCUAUCCAGUUUCAGGGUCUGCAGAUGAUGAGAGAAUUGUGCGAUUCCUGGAGCUGGCUGGGCUGACUGAUUUGCUGGCAAGGGCUGGAGGACUGGAUGAGCACGUGGACUGGAACUGGUAUGACAUCCUGUCCCCAGGGGAGAUGCAGAGGCUCUCGUUUGCACGGCUCUUCUACCUCCAGCCAAAAUAUGCGGGUCCGACGGCACCUGAAGAAGCCCCCUCUCGGCAUGCUCACUGGUUGCCACGUAAAGAAGUGUGCAUGCUAGGGAGCAUGGCGUCAGCUGCCAUAUCUGAAGCUCAUGAACCUCUGCAGGGUUCUGGAUGGAAUGUGGGAAAUCUAGCUGUAACGCAGCAAAAGAAGAGAAGGAGCAGUGGAAGAAACGGUCCUGAGAGAUCACAGAAGCAGCUCCCAUUAGCAGAUGGGGCUAAUUCCUUUGCAUACAUAGAUUGCUAGUGACUGCUGGGGACUGGCGGGGGCUGUUGGAGGACUUGUCAUGAGGGCCAGGGUGGGUGUGGGUGAACAGAGCCAGUGUUGGUAGCAUGUAGCCACAUCUAAGUACCUCUCUUCCCCUGAAGCCUGCGGCGUGUUUCGGUGCUGUCUGGGCAGAAGGAACCUGUGGAUUGCAAACUAAAAGCUGUAGACAUGAUGUAAAACAAAUUAAAUUUAUCUGCUCCAGAUCUGUAGUAUUUACCCUUAACUGACAGGAAGGUGCCUCAGGCCAUUCUGGAUGCUCCAGGGGGUAUCUGGGCCGGAGGGGUGCACAGGCUGCUGCUCAGCCUGGUGCUCUCGCAUAUGGCCUGCCUUGAGAAGGUUGCAUCUUGGCUUUCACAACGGUGAGGACGAGGCAGUGGCUGGCGGCUGUUGAGGGAGAGGAAUGAGGUGAACGGCGCUGCUUGGGUAGAUUCAAGGGCUUGUGGGGAAGGGCAGCUUUCCCAGUUGACUGACACAAGCUGUACCACAGGAAAAUCAGAGUCCUUGGGCUUCUCCAGAUGCUCUUGGUGAACUCAGGUUAAUAUGUGAAAUGUUCUCUGCAGUUGC
Messenger RNA from Aquila chrysaetos chrysaetos, 2573 nucleotides. RefSeq names its product ATP binding cassette subfamily D member 4 (gene ABCD4). Bases 78 to 1988 code for a protein of 636 amino acids. Gene Ontology annotation, molecular function: ATP hydrolysis activity; long-chain fatty acid transmembrane transporter activity; ABC-type transporter activity. Lineage: Eukaryota; Metazoa; Chordata; Aves; Accipitriformes; Accipitridae. The transcript has 18 exons. Gene Ontology annotation, cellular component: peroxisomal membrane. The record is from RefSeq and is a predicted model, not a curated record. Gene Ontology annotation, biological process: peroxisome organization; fatty acid beta-oxidation; very long-chain fatty acid catabolic process.